AUGGCCACCUCAAAGUCACAGGUACACUUGCCGGAGCCAGAGUAUGCUCAACCGGAUUUCAACUCCAGAGCCCAUAAGGCCUGGUACCAUCCCGACAUCUCGAACCGGGUGCCAGCAGCGGCAAGUCACAUCCUCAUUUCUGCAGAUCUCCUCAACAAGUACAGCCGCAUCCCACCAGAUCAACAACUCGAGCACAUACACAAAAUCCGGGACCAAGCCUGGGACAUCCGCGUGUACCCGUGCAUUGGCAUUGGCGCGUUUCUGGAUCCGCAGCUCCGGCUUGACCCCUUGUACCCGACCAUCAUCGAGACCCUGCGCAAUGGUGGUACGCUCAUCGACGUAGGCACUUUUAUCGGGCACGAUCUGCGGCGGCUCGCCUACGAUGGGGACAUCCCAACAGACAAGCUGUACGGCAUUGACAUCGUGGACUGGGAGGCGGUGGGGUACGACUUCUUCCGCGACAAGGACACGUUCCAGGGCACUUUUAUCCAGGCUGACAUCCUCUCGGGCUCACUCGCCGAGGUGCGCGGCACGGACUCUGCGAAGCAGCAGGCCCUUGCGCGGCUGACGGAGGACAAAGCGGAUGUGGUUUUCAUAUCCCAAGUUCUGCACCAGUGGGACUGGGAGGGACAGGUGCACGCCGCGAGCAACUUGGCUGCCGGGUUCUCAAAGGUGGGCACGCUGAUUAUGGGCAACCAGAUGGGCACGACACAAGGCGCGCGAGAGGUUGGGCUGGACGCUCUGGAUGGAGCGAAGGCGUGGCGCCACGAUGCGCAGAGCAUUGCACGGAUGUUCGAGGAGGAUGUGGCGGCACGCACGGGGACAAAGUGGGAGGCCCAGGCGCGAGUCAAGACCGUCGAGGAGAUGGGAUGGACCCAGGAUGAUGUCAAGUGGCUAGACCCAGGGGUUUGUUGGCUCGAGUUUGCGGCAAAAAGGGUUGCUUGA
Microdochium trichocladiopsis is the source of this 945-nucleotide messenger RNA. RefSeq lists its product as uncharacterized. Lineage: Eukaryota; Fungi; Ascomycota; Sordariomycetes; Xylariales; Microdochiaceae. The transcript is spliced from 3 exons. Bases 1 to 945 code for a protein of 314 amino acids. The record is from RefSeq and is a predicted model, not a curated record.